AUGCGAUCAACAUUAAUUGUUUUAUCAUUGUUUCUCUUGGUCAUUGUUGCUUUCUCUGUAUCUCAUGGGUUCAAUCAUCAUCGAAUAUCAGAAAAAAACCCAAAACGGCGACACCAUCAUCGUCAUUGGAAACAUCAUCAUCAUUGUAAACAUCAUCAUUGGAUGAAGCACAGACAUCAUCACAGACAUGAUGAAGAUGACAGUUGUGAAGAAGAACCCAGUGGCCAACGUGGUCCAGGUAGCCGAGACAGGCUCGGUAGACACGGUGGCCCAGGUGGACAAGGCGGACCUGGUAGACAAGGUGGUCCAGGUGGACAAGGCAGACCCGGUGGGCAAGGUGGUCCAGGCGGUCAAGGCAGACCCGGUGGGCAAGGCGGCCCUGGUGGACAAGGUAGUCCGGGCGGUCAAGGCAGACCCGGUGGCCCAGGUGGCCAAGGUAGUCCAGGCAGACCCGGUGGACAAGGUGGCUCAGGUGGACCAGGUAGCUCAGGCGGUCAAGGCAGAUCCGGUUGGCAAGGCGGCCCAGGUGGACAAGGUAGUCCAGGCAGACCCGGUGGACAAGGUAGUCCAGGCAGACCCGGUGGACAAGGUGGUCCAGGUGGACAAGGUAGUCCAGGCGGUCAAGGCACACCAGGUGGACAAGGCGGUCCAGGUGGUCAACGCAGACCCGCUGGCCGAGGCAGACCUCCUGGCCGAGGCAGACCUCCUGGCCGAGGCAGACCCCCUGGCCGAGGCAGACACCCUGGUCGAGGCAGACACCCUGGCCAUGGCAGGUUCGGUGCCAACAACCAACAAGCAGGAAAUCGUGUUGGAGGCGGUAAAUAA
This is a messenger RNA of Rotaria sp. Silwood1, 825 nucleotides long. NCBI's taxonomy places the organism in Eukaryota, Metazoa, Rotifera, Eurotatoria, Philodinida, Philodinidae. The record is from the annotation of a GenBank genome assembly.